AUGUCACUUUUGUCUGCACCCCCCACCCAAGGGCCCAGAUCCCGCAAACCAAAGAAGACACCGACCCCGAGCAAAGAGGACAAGCGGCCCCGGACGGCCUUCACCGCGGAGCAGCUGCACCGGUUAAAGACUGAGUUCCAGAACAACCGGUACCUGACGGAGCAGCGGCGGCAGAGCCUGGCCGGGGAAUUGGGCCUUAACGAGUCUCAGAUCAAAAUCUGGUUUCAGAACAAACGGGCCAAAAUCAAGAAAGCCACCGGGAAUAAAAACUCUCUGGCGCUGCACCUGAUGGCACAGGGACUGUACAACCACUCCGCGUCCAAGGAUGGCAAGUCAGACAGCGACUAGAGGACA
Molecule: messenger RNA, 354 nt
Organism: Plectropomus leopardus (leopard coralgrouper)
Lineage: Eukaryota; Metazoa; Chordata; Actinopteri; Perciformes; Serranidae
Source: RefSeq, a predicted model, not a curated record